CCCUUUCUCUACUUCUGUCGGAUACCCAUAAUAAGGAUAAAUGAUAAGAAACCAGGAUAAGAUGUGAUUUCCAUUUUACAGAAAACUCAAGCAAACAAGCACACAAGCACACAAACUAGUUUAACUCCAAAAAAAACCAAUCAAAAUUGUCAUCAUCAAAGGUAUUGGUUUAUGCAAGUGUUAGAUCAGCAAAAAUGGUAGUUCUGGCAAGCAGCUGUAUAACCAUGAGUAGUACGACCACCCUUCUUCUUCAUUCUCAGCAGCCGUACAAACCCUUGCUUCUUUUGCCAAGCAGCUGUAGAACCACCGCCACCGCCACCGCCACCGCCGCCGCUUUCCGUUCUCUUUCUCUCUCCUCCUUAUCAAUUGGUGGUUCUUCCUCCUCUCUCAGAACUCCUGUUUCCGCCGUCGCCAUGGACACCAGUCAGCCUAGCCCUUCUUCUGAUCAGGAUCAAACAACUAAAAAGUACUAUUUUGUGGUCGCAAAUGCAAAGUUCAUGCUUGACGAAGAAGAGCAUUUCAAAGAGCUUAUGGAAGAAAGGCUUCGCAUGUUUGGAGAGCGUAAAAUGGAACAAGACUUUUGGCUUGUUAUUGAACCAAAGUUCCUGGAUAAAUUCCCUAAUGUCACCAAGAGAUUAAAGAGACCUGCUGUGGCUUUGGUCUCAACAAAUGGCCCAUGGAUCACGUACAUGAAACUGAGAUUAGACCGUGUUUUAGCCGAAAGCUAUGAAGCCGACAGCUUAGAAGAAGCAUUGGCCUCAAAUCCCACUAAAAUAGAGUUUGAGAAGCCGGAAAAGUGGGUCGCCCCAUAUCAAAAAUACGAUUAUGGCUGGUGGGAGGCCUUCUUGCCUCCUGCAUCCCAAGCUUGAAGUACAAUGCCAACAAAAUUCUGAGAGUUCUACUUGAAAGAACGAUAAUAUUUAGCACGUAUUCACAUAUAUGGUUGAGGUUCUUCGGGUACCAAACCCUUCAUGGGUCGAACAAAAGACUUGUUACCGUCUGAUCUGGAAAAAACGGGAUGGGUUAUGAACCGGGUGCAAUACAGUAGCAGCAGCGUAAAGCUCGUCGUUUGAGUACUGUGUGUUGUGUUGUGUUGUGUUGUUAAUUGGUAGAUUGUAGGUGUUGUUGUUAUGUUUAGGUGUUGUACUGAUUGUUUGAGGUUUUGCCCUCCAUUUCUUGUAUGCAGAAGAUGAGGAUUUUUUCAAAAUAUUAGGUAAAUAGUGGAGUAAGUUAUUAAGGAGUACUUAUUUAGUAUAUGAGAAUGCGCUCUAUUCAUCUA
This is a messenger RNA of Spinacia oleracea (spinach), 1279 nucleotides long. RefSeq lists its product as uncharacterized. The transcript is spliced from 4 exons. The record is from RefSeq and is a predicted model, not a curated record. Bases 195 to 869 code for a protein of 224 amino acids. Lineage: Eukaryota; Viridiplantae; Streptophyta; Magnoliopsida; Caryophyllales; Amaranthaceae.